CGCAUGCAUUUAAUGACUUAAAAGCGUGUCCCCCUUUUUAUUUUUUGUUUGUAGACGAUUUAUUUUCAACUCUUUUUUUUUUUUCAUUCGUGUACAAAGACAUUCUUCAUAGCUCUUGGUAGAAAUGUUAGUACGUGAUUAUGGCAUUGAUUUGAAAUUAAGUAAUAAAUUGAUGUGAUAUAAUCCUUAAAGUCUUAAAAGAUUAAAUUAAGAUUAGUAUAUCACAGAGUUUUCUUAACUAAACAACGCCUUCUGUGUGACUGAAACCUGACUUCCCAAACAUCAGAUACUGACGAAUGAACAAGGACAUAAGCUGAUUCUGGGAAAAACAUGAACGUGCAGCGGUCAGCUUCAGGGGGGUUGUCAGCAGCAAUUUCUAACUGCGACGUUGUAAAACAAGGUUAUCUUUUUGUUAAGAGACCUCCACGUAAAAGUUGGGACAAGUUCAAGGCUUGGCACAAGCGCUACUUUAUCUUACGAGAUGAGAUUCAUGAUCGAGGACCUGUUUUGGAAAUGUGGAAUUCCCUUGAAGAAGCUGCAAAGCCCUCGUGUGGAGCCCAUGAGCCUCACUUGGUCUUAGAUCUAACACAAGCUGUUCAUGUAGGGUUCACUGCUGACUCUCGAAGAUUUCCUUAUGGUUUAGUCCUGGUAUGUCAAGGGAAAAUGCCCUUGCUAAUGGCUGCAGAGGAUGAGUUGAGUGCCCGGUCAUGGCUGCUGGCCCUCGGAUUAAUUGCUCACAAAGGAUCAGAAAAUGCUUGGAGGAACAGCUCACGCCAAGCAAGCGGAGAUGAUACCUGCAGUGGUGGCAGUAAUUCAAGCCAAGGUAUUCUAGUACAAGAGUUUCUUGACCCUCUAGAUACAAUGGAUGGCUGUCUUCUACCUCUGGAGUAUAUGGACAGUACUCUAGAAGCUGCUUUUGCAAGAGAAAGAUUUAGCGUCGUGAUACACCACACAGAAGCUUCAGAGAGGGCGGGAUUAAAAGGUGAAUAUCAUCUGGUCAUCUUGGGUCACAGCGUUGGACUUGCCAAGACUGGACAAACUGACUGCUUCCUUUUAUGGCCCAUAGCUUAUGUGCGGCAAUAUAAACAUGAAACACUGGCCACCACAGCAAAGUCCAGAACCACACUCGUCACUCUUGAAGUUGGCAGGUAAUAUUCUCCUAAAAUGAUUCGUUUAGUUUAUAAAUUAAAUUUCCUUAUCGUCAGUCUUCUCAAAAGUCAAUCCUACUUUGUGUUUGUUGUUGUUGUUGUUUUGUAUAUUCGUUUGUUAAAUAUAUUAUUCAUCUAAACCUCUUUAGUAUAGAUUUUCAGGAAACUUAAUAAUGUUUUUCUCUUUUUUUUUUGAAUAAAUUAUUAAAUUUGUGCCUACUGUUUUUAGUUAUGGGAUAGCUACACACAAAACUUUUUUUUUCGUUAUCUCGAAAGUCACAAGUCAAAAUAUUUUUUAUUAAAGACACCAAGCUAACAAAUUGAUAGAGUACUUAGGUAAGAAUUAGUCCUAGAGAGUUGGUGUUUUGAAAUAGGCCAGUUCGGUAUCUCAGGAGUAUGAAACGUGUGUAAAGCGUUCUGGGACGUUAUCAGGAUAAACAAAUGCUCAGUUUGAGAGAGGGUACUAGUAUAUGGAGAAGACGAGAGAAAGCUAAGCUCUCGAAAUAUUGUUCUUGUUUCUUCAAUUAUAACCGAAUUAAUAUUAUUCCAAA
Limulus polyphemus (Atlantic horseshoe crab) is the source of this 1699-nucleotide messenger RNA. RefSeq lists its product as uncharacterized. The transcript has 3 exons. NCBI's taxonomy places the organism in Eukaryota, Metazoa, Arthropoda, Merostomata, Xiphosura, Limulidae. Bases 331 to 1152 code for a protein of 273 amino acids. Gene Ontology annotation, biological process: cell surface receptor protein tyrosine kinase signaling pathway; positive regulation of MAPK cascade. Gene Ontology annotation, cellular component: cytoplasm. The record is from RefSeq and is a predicted model, not a curated record.